Molecule: messenger RNA, 1101 nt
Organism: Sinocyclocheilus grahami
Lineage: Eukaryota; Metazoa; Chordata; Actinopteri; Cypriniformes; Cyprinidae
Product: short/branched chain specific acyl-CoA dehydrogenase, mitochondrial-like
Exons: 7
Coding region: 1-672 (223 amino acids)
Cellular component (GO): mitochondrion
Molecular function (GO): acyl-CoA dehydrogenase activity
Source: RefSeq, a predicted model, not a curated record
AUGGCGGCCUCGCUCAGAAUGCUGCGACAGUGUGUGUGUGUGUGGCAGGGUUACAGGGGCAUCACCUGCUUCAUCGUGGACAGAGACACAGACGGGCUUCACAUCGGCAGGAAGGAGAAUAAGUUGGGUCUGAGAGCCUCAUCCACAUGUCCUCUGACCUUCGACAGCAUGAAGGUUCACGAGAAGAACAUUUUAGGGAAAGUGGGUCACGGUUAUAAAUACGCCAUCGGGAUGCUGAACGGCGGCCGGAUCGGGAUCGCAGCGCAGAUGCUGGGUUUGGCUCAAGGAUGUUUCGAUCACACGGUUCCUUACACCCGACAGAGGAUGCAGUUUGGCAAGCGCAUCUUUGAUUUCCAGGGCAUGCAGCACCAGAUCGCUCACGUGGCCACGCAGCUGGAAGCGGCUCGACUGCUGACCUACAAUGCUGCGCGUCUGAAGGAGGCUGGGCGGUCCUUCAUUAAAGAGGCCUGCAUGGCCAAGUACUUCAGCGCAGAGGUGGCGGCUCUGACUACGUCCAAGUGCAUCGAGUGGAUGGGCGGCGUGGGCUUCACCAAAGACUAUCCCAUCGAGAAGUACUACAGAGACUGUAAGAUUGGAACCAUUUAUGAGGGAACCACCAACAUCCAGCUGAGCACCAUGGCCAAGAUGAUCGACCAGGAAUAUGACAGAUAAACAUCUGUGUGUCACAUACACCAGACGCAUUCAUCCAGCUGUCAAUAACAUAGAAGCUGUAAUUUAACACUGAUGUAAUUUCUCAGCACGAGCAUCUUCAGGAAUCUCCUCGAGAGUUCACGUCUGUCUGUAACUCCACUGUAUUUCACUCUUAAUGGAUCAUUUCUUGUUUCUCUACUUAUUUAUUUUCUAAGACUGAAAUUACAUCACAGUAUAUAUGAGUUAAAGUCUUUCCUGACUAGAGUUUUUUCUGAAGUCUUUUCAGUGUUUAGAUAAAGCUAUCGUUAGACUUGGUUGAUGUUCCUGUUACAGUUAUUGAUUGAUCCUGUGCCUUACUGAUCACUGACGGCUGAGAUCUGUGUUUGUGUUUGUCUCUGAACCUGAUGAAUAAACAUCAUGAACUCAUGUGUGCUGUCUGGUUUGAGCAGC